This is a messenger RNA of Spinacia oleracea (spinach), 2810 nucleotides long. RefSeq names its product pentatricopeptide repeat-containing protein At2g29760, chloroplastic. Gene Ontology annotation, biological process: RNA modification. The record is from RefSeq and is a predicted model, not a curated record. Gene Ontology annotation, molecular function: protein binding; RNA binding. The transcript has a single exon. NCBI's taxonomy places the organism in Eukaryota, Viridiplantae, Streptophyta, Magnoliopsida, Caryophyllales, Amaranthaceae. The coding region runs from base 209 to 2038 and encodes 609 amino acids.
UUCUACAAAGGCCCAACUAUACAGGCCCACGAUUCGCACAUUUCCACAAACCGAAACAAAAAGCAAAUUGAUCUUAAGAAACUGAAAUUUGGGAUUUUAAUGGCGGGAACUGAAAGUUUGUUAAGAUCAAAAGAUACUCUUCAAAAUCCCCAAAAAUCUAAAAUCUAGGUUUCAUAUUUCAACUUUUAUUAGCCCAAUUGAACCAUCGAUGUCCAUUUUCCAUAUGGUACUUCGAUUCCGAUUCUCUAUGCAACUCACUAGAUCCUUUUCACGCCAAUUGAGCAGCUUCAUUUCGACCACAAAAUCACAUGAAUUACCCAGAAAUUCAAUCUCGAUUGCCGCCAUUAAAGAGCUUCAUGGUCACUUAAUCAGAACUCAAAAGCACAAAGACCCAGAUCACAUAUCUCCGGUUUUGCGCUCUUAUUCUCUCUCCUCAUCCACAUUACGCAAAGCCCAGAUUGUAUUUGAUGAAAUUCAACGACCCCCUUUGUAUAUUUGGAAUCAAUUGAUUAAGGGGUUUUCCAAAAGUGAUGAUCCAAUUAAAGCAAUUUACAUAUAUAAUGAUAUGAGAAACUUUGGGUUAAAUGGGAAUAAUUUGACAUUUAUAUUUGUUCUUAAAGCAUGUGGUCGUGUUUUAGAUGUUUUGCAGGGUAAAAAGAUUCAUCCUUGUGUAUUUAAACUUGGGUUUCAAUCGUAUUUGUUUGUGUCAAAUUCUUUGAUGCAUAUGUAUGGGUCGUGUGGGGAACUGGGUUUUGCACAGAAGGUGUUUGAUGAAAUGACUGAGAGAGAUUUAGUUACUUGGAACUCGUUGAUCUGUGGGUAUAGUCAAUGCAAUAAGUAUAGAGAACUUUUGGGUGUUUUCAAUGCGAUGCAGGUGGCGGAUGUGAGGGCGGAUGCUGUGACAAUGGUGAAAGUGAUCAUGGCUUGUAACUUGAUGUGUGAUUGGAAGAUUGCUGAUUCAGUGGUGGAUUACAUUGAGACAAAUCGUGUUGAUAUAGAUGUUUAUUUGGGGAAUACUUUGAUCGAUAUGUAUGGGAAACGUGGGCUGAUGGAUUCGGCUCAGGGAGUGUUUGAUCGAAUGAGUGUAAGAAAUGUAGUGUCAUGGAAUUCUUUGGUGAUAGGUUAUGCAAGAAUUGGAAAUUUGGUUUUAGCAAGAAAAUUCUUUGAUGAAAUGCCAAAAAGGGAUCUAAUUUCCUGGACUUCAAUGAUUACUGGGUACUCACAAGCAGGCAAAUUUUCAGAUGCUGUGAAAUAUUUUCAGGAAAUGAUGUUGAACAAGAUUAAACCCAACGAAGUUACAAUAUCGAGUGUUCUUUCUUCUUGUGCUCAUCUAGGAAUGCUCGAAAUGGGCAAGGAAAUUCAUGAAUACAUCAUUGAACAUAACAUCAAAGCAGACAUCUAUGUUGGUAACUCUUUGAUUGACUUGUACUGUAAAUGUGGGGAUGUUAACAAAGCAUUACAAGUAUUUCAAGAUAUGAGUGAAAAAGACUCUGUGUCAUGGACUGCAGUAAUAGCAGGAUUUGCAGUAAAUGGUUUUGCAGAUUCUGCUAUUCACCUGUUUGAGGAGAUGUUAAGCAAAAACAUAAGGCCAACUAAUGGAACCUUUGUUGGGAUAUUACUUGCUUGUUCACAUGCAGGAUUAGUAGACAAAGGAAUGGAAUUUUUCCAAAGUAUGGAAAAAAUCCAUGGAAUUAUUCCUCAGAUGAAACAUUAUGGUUGUGUGGUUGAUCUUUUGAGUCGUUCUGGUGAAUUAGAGAGAGCAUAUGACUUCAUACUGAAGAUGACAACACCACCUGAUGUUGUGUUAUGGAGGAUUUUGUUGAGUUCUUGUAAACUCCAUAAAAAUGUUGCCUUAGCUGAGAUUGUUUCAAGCAAGCUUCUUGAUACAGAUGCUGGUAAUAGUGGGAACUAUGUGCUUUUAUCUGAUGCAUAUGCAGGUGCAGAAAGAUGGGAUGCUUCUAUGAAGUAUAGAGACUUGAUGGGGGAGAACCGAGUGCAGAAGCCAUCAGCCUGGAGUUCUGUUGAAGUAACUAGGUGAAUUUCUGGUGCUAUGCCUAAUCAGGUCAAUUUCUUAUAAUCUUAGUUAUAACUAUAAAUACAACGAUUUUCAAUCGGUCGGGUAAAAAACGGGUUGUUCGGGUUCAGAUAAAAUCGGGUCACGGGUCACAAAAUCUUGUUCAAAACCCAAUAUUAUCGGGUCGGUUUUCUAGUUGGGUUGGUUUUUGACAGGUCUACCUAGCCCUCUCGGCCUCUCCCCCCGAGCCCAAGGAAAAUCUUGAAUUCUUGAUGUUUAGGCUGAUCAAUAGGAAUUUUCAGGUGUGCCUCAAGAUUAUCUUUGGGCUCAUUCGUGUUGGUCACUUCCUAGACCAAGCAUUUUACAGUGCACCAAGGAGUACCCACAUAUGUGUAGGGGUGGCAAUUCGGGUUAAUGGGGUUGGGUUGGGGUUUGGUUUCAGGUCGAUUUCGGGUUGUGCUUAAAAGUACCAUAAAUAAUGUAAAACUUGAUAUUACUACGAGAAAAGAUAAAUGAGUCAAAUCGGGUUGAAUUCGGGUCAUUCAUGUUCGGUUCAGGUAGGGUUUGAGUUUCCUCAAUAACUUCAGUUCGGGUUCAGGUUGGGUUCUGAUUGCUAGCCCUACAUAUGUGCUUCAGUCCAGCAACACGUGUGUGCUUCAGUCCAGCAACACGUGUAAAUUAAUGUGUUUACUGGAGCACCAUUGUAGGUACUCUCAAGUGCAUGUAAUAAUUUACUAAUUUGCGUCUGCAGUUAACUCUCUAAAGUGUCAUUUUGUGGUCAUUUGUUGUUUGAUUA